AUGGAGGCCGCCGCCGCAGGCGACCCCAACCCCGACCCCAACCCACCUCCUCCCAGCCUCAACCCAGGCCCGCCGCCGCUCUCCAUUGACGACAUGAUCGCAAUGGAGGCCGCCGCCACAAGCGAUCCCAAUCCCGACCCCAACCCACCUCCUCCCAGCCUCAACCCAGGCCCGCCGCCGCUCUCCAUUGACGACAUGAUCGCAAUGGAGGCCGCCGCCGCAAGCGACUCCAAUCCCGACCCCAACCCACCUCCUCCCAGCCUCAACCCAGGCCCGCCGCCGCUCUCCAUUGACGACAUGAUCGCAAUGGAGGCCGCCGCCGCAGGCGACCCCAACCCCGACCCCAGCCCACCUCCUCCCAGCCUCAACCCAGGCCCGCCGCCGCUUUCCAUUGACGACAUGAUCGCAAUGGAGGCCGCCGCUUCAGGCGGCCCCAACCCCGACCCCAGCCCACCUCCUCCCAGCCUCAACCCAGGCCCGCCGCCGCUCUCCAUUGACGACAUGAUCGCAAUGGAGGCCGCCGCCGCAGGCGACCCCAACCCCGACCCCAGCCCACCUCCUCCCAGCCUCAACCCAGGCCCGCCGCCGCUCUCCAUUGACGACAUGAUCGCACUCGAAGCCGCGGCGUCACUCCUCCAGCCUCCGCCGCCGCCGCCGCUGCCGCAAUCACACCCUACCCGGUCGCCAUCGUCCAUCACGUUUGCCUCGCUCGGCCUCCCACCCGAGAUUUGCGCGCGCUUCAAGGCCAAGGGCAUCGCCGACAUGUACCCGUGGCAGAAAGAAGCGCUGGCAACGCCAGGUGUGCUCGAGGGCCGCAACUUUGUGUACACCGCCCCGACGUCCGGCGGCAAGACCCUGGUCUCGGAGCUCCUAAUGAUGCGCGCGCUCGUGGCUGACCGCCGCAAGAAGGUCCUCUUUGUCCUCCCGUACAUCUCGCUUGUCAAGGAAAAGGUACGACACCUCAAGCCGUUUCUCGCCCGCGCCGGCCUACGCAUCGGCGGCUUUUUUGGCAACGAGCAGCCGCGCGGUGGGUUCUUUGAGGCGCGCCCGCCCAUCAACCUCGCCGUGUGUACCAUCGAAAAAGCCAACACCCUUGUCAACCGCCUCGUCUCCUCGGGCAAGCUGGCAAGCAUGGUCUCGCUCAUUGUUGUUGACGAGGUCCACAUGUGUGCCGAAAAGAUGCGCGGCUACAUCCUCGAGCUCAUGCUCUCCAAGGUCAUGUACCUCAAGUCACGGCUGCCGGCCGUCCCGCAGAUCGUCUGCAUGUCUGCCACUCUUCCCAACCUCAAGACUCUCUGUACCUGGCUCGACGCCGCUCUCUACACCACCGCCUAUCGCCCGAUUCCACUCCUGCAGUACGUUCUUCUCGGUCCGCGGCUCUCGCUGCUCGAGACCAGCGCCUCCACUGCCGCCGCCGUCCCGCAAAGUGAGGUUCUUGUCCAGGGUAUAGUCCCGGGUGGCUCGCACGAGGCCCGCCUGCUCUCACUUGUCCUCGACGUCGUUGCCAUGUCCAAGUCGGUGCUCAUCUUCUGCGGCUCGCGGCGGAUGUGUGCUACACGCGCCAAACGACUGGCGACUCUGCUCGCGGCCUCGCCGCGUUGCGCAGAGCUUCCGUCCUCGCCGAAGCUCGCCGCCGCCCGCCACGCAGUCCUUGACAAGCUGGCAAACCUCACUCAAGUCGUCCACCCGGUCCUUGCACGCACCAUCCCGUUCGGCUUUGCCUUUCACCACGCUGGCCUCACCGUCCAGGAGCGAUCGGUCAUAGAGUCCGCGUUCCGCGACGGCGUCCUCCACACUCUCGCUGCCACCUCGACGCUCGCGGUCGGCGUCAACCUGCCCGCACGUCGGGUCAUCCUCGACUCGCCGCGCCUCGGCUUUGGCUUUCUCGACGCCGCAAAGUACCUGCAGAUGUGCGGCCGCGCCGGCCGUGCCGGCCAGGACACGCUUGGGGAGUCGAUCAUGUGCAUCAAUCCGCGCGUCGCCUCCGAGGUGGAGUGGUACAACAACGUGCUCAACGCCGCGUCCGGUCUCGCGCCGCUGGCCUCGUCGCUCGCUUCGGCAGAAAUCGGCCUCACCCGCAUCUUGCUCGAAGGCAUCGCCGCCAGCGUCGUCACCUCGGUCGCAGACUCGCGCGCAUUCUUGCAUGCCACCCUCUACGCCCGGCUGGCGCAGGAGAGCGGUGUGGCACCCGCUUCACAACUCCCGGAAGAACUCGAGACCGCGCGCGCGGCUGCCAUUUCAUGGCUCGCUAGCCACGACUUUGUGGCUGUCGGCCGCGCAGGGGGCGCUGCGGGUGCCGAAGGCCUCGCCCCGACCCACAAGGGCGUGGCGUGCGUGGCGUCGGCGCUGACGCCCGACCAGGCGCUGGUUGUCUAUGACGAGCUGCUCAAGGCCUCGCAGGGCAUCAAUCUGCAAACCAUCCUGCACCCACUCUACCUCGCCACCCCCAUCGACUUGCAGUUUUUCAAGGCCACCUCAGUCUCGUCGUCGCGCGGCAAGUGGGUUCAGUUUGCUGAAGCCCUUCACAACAUGGGCAGUGUGACCGAGGAGGUUAUGACGGCCAUCGGGCUGUCGGCCAAGUACGUCAUCGACAAAUCUCACGGUGCGCCCUUCUCCAAGGCCCAGCGCGAGGCGCUCCAGCUAUACAAUAGGUUCUACGUGCCGCUCGUCGAGAUCGAGCGCAAGUACUGCAUCGACCGCGGCGAGAUCCAGUCGCUGCAGGCCAUGGCUGCCUCGUACGUCGGCAUGAUGGAGGUCUUCUGCAACCGCCUCUCGUGGGACAUGAUGGAGGCCAUGUGCAAGACGCUCAAGCCGCGCCUCGAGUUUGGCGUCCGCGCCAAGCACAAGUUUCUCAUGGCCCUCCCGUCCAUGACCCUCACUGCCGCCCGCAUCCUCUACGACGCCGGCAUCACACGGACCAUCGACGUCGCCACCGCAUCUGUCGACGACCUCGUCUCCAUCGUCGCCUCCAACACCUCGUUUAAGGACAACACCUCCGAUCGCCAUCGCUUCAUCGCAACGCUCCGCGACCGCAUGGCCGCCGUCCGUGACGAAGCCUACGAGGAGCUCUGCGAAAUGGCGAAGCAGACCGGCGCAGAACCACCAUCUCGCGAGGCCCUCGCCGCCCUCCCCAACCAGGCCCUCGACUUUCGCUCCGCCGCCGCUCGCCCCAGCUCGCUCCAUCACUCGUAG
Molecule: messenger RNA, 3192 nt
Organism: Thecamonas trahens ATCC 50062
Lineage: Eukaryota; Apusomonadida; Apusomonadidae
Product: DNA polymerase theta
Exons: 2
Coding region: 1-3192 (1063 amino acids)
Molecular function (GO): ATP binding; nucleic acid binding
Source: RefSeq, a predicted model, not a curated record